Bombina bombina (fire-bellied toad) is the source of this 2511-nucleotide messenger RNA. It is a transcript of the gene FARS2, whose product is annotated as phenylalanyl-tRNA synthetase 2, mitochondrial. Gene Ontology annotation, biological process: phenylalanyl-tRNA aminoacylation. The transcript is spliced from 8 exons. Gene Ontology annotation, cellular component: cytoplasm; mitochondrion. Lineage: Eukaryota; Metazoa; Chordata; Amphibia; Anura; Bombinatoridae. Gene Ontology annotation, molecular function: phenylalanine-tRNA ligase activity; ATP binding; tRNA binding. Bases 87 to 1532 code for a protein of 481 amino acids. The record is from RefSeq and is a predicted model, not a curated record.
GAUUGGUGUAGCUGAACAUGUGUGAGCUUCUGGACUCGUGUGUGUGCAGUUAAAAGAGACCUUGACUGUGACAGCAUUUGGAUAUUAUGUUCCUGAUGCAUUAUAAGAUCAGAAAAUGUUUUCUGGUUGGUAUGAGACAUUCUCUGUGGAUAUGCCACCUGAGAGGGAAGCAUGAAAGAUCAGGGGUUGCAAUACUGAAACAGAAAUCUGUACAAUAUUCAAAGUCCAGUGUGCUUGUAAACACUCCAGCAAGAAGAUGUUUAAGUCACGAGUGUGUACGAACAAUAACUUCCAGUUAUACUGCUAAUACAAACUCGACAAACAAAGUUGAACUGCUUGGUAGGUUUUACACUCGAGAUGAUUACACUAAUGUCACAAACAGAAUUCUUUCAAAAGUUGGUAAAAAUCUACACAACAAGAUGUACCAUCCUUUGUGGUUAAUAAAAGAAAGGAUCAAGGAUCACUUCUACAAGCAAUACAUGGGGCGUUCUGGAUCUCCACUUUUCUCGGUCUAUGAUGAUUUAGGCCCUGUUGUGACAACAGAGCAGAACUUUGACAGAUUGCUUAUUCCUUUUGACCAUCCCAGCAGACAAAAGGGGGACAAUUACUAUUUGAAUAGUACUCACAUGCUUCGUGCUCAUACUUCAGCCCACCAGUGGGACUUGAUGCACUCAGGAUUGGAUGCUUUCUUGGCUGUUGGAGAUGUUUAUCGUCGUGAUGAAAUUGACAGAAGUCACUACCCCGUGUUUCAUCAGAUGGAAGGAGUUUGUCUAUUUUCAAAUCAUCAGUUGUUUGCUGAAGUGGAACAUAAAGAUUGUUGCCAGUUGUUUGAGCAAGGCCUUCGCACACCUGACAAACAAGAAACACAUACCUUGGAAGCUGUGAAACUGGUGGAGUUUCAAUUAAAGCAAACACUCUCUAAACUUAUAACACAUCUAUUUGGUGAAGGUCUGGAAAUAAGAUGGGUUGAUUGCUACUUUCCGUUUACACACCCUUCUUUUGAGAUGGAGAUCAAAUUCCAAGGAGAGUGGAUGGAAGUACUUGGCUGUGGAGUCAUGGAACAGCAGCUUGUAAACUCAGCUGGUGCUCAUGAAAAAAUUGGCUGGGCAUUUGGUCUUGGAUUAGAAAGAUUGGCAAUGAUCCUAUAUAGUAUUCCUGACAUCCGUUUAUUCUGGAGUGAAAACGAGCUGUUCCUGAAACAAUUCCUUGUGCCUGACAUUAAUCAACAAAUAACAUUUGAGCCAUAUAGUAAAUAUCCUUCUUUGACCAACGACAUUUCAUUUUGGCUGCCCAGCAAGGGUUAUACAGAGAAUGAUUUCUAUGAUCUUGUUCGGAGCAUUGGAGGAGAUUUGGUUGAAAAAGUGUCCCUGGUUGAUACAUUUACUCAUCCAAAAACAAGAAAAACAAGUCAUUGCUACCGCAUUGAAUAUCGUCAUAUGGAACGAACCCUCACACAGGCAGAAAUUAAUACAAUACAUGGCAAUAUUGAAAAAUCUGCAGUGGAAGAGCUGGGUGUUGAAGGAAGAUUUUAAAUAUUUGAUAACAUGUUUGUCUUUUUUUGUCUUUUUUAAAAAAAAAAAAAUAGUACAUGCCCACUUAGCUUUGAACAAUAAAGAUAAUAAAGUCACUGAUAAAACUAUAACGGCUUUAUUUAUACCAGAAUAACAAAGUAAACAACUUCCAAAGUUCUAUUUAACAUUUUCCUAGAUGCUGUGCUUCAUAAUAUCUAAGUUGGGUCUUAUUGUACAAUGUUUUUAUUUUCCGCUAUUGGUAUUUUGGUCAGCCAUUUCAUUCCAAUGCUCUAUUUUGUUGGUAAAACGCCAGUCUCCCCUAUGUGGAUAAAUUGCAUUCUAAUCUACUAUAUAACAUUUAUACACUCUAUUAAAAAUUAAUUCAGAUUAUAAAAUAUAUUUAUAUUUACUAAACAUAUUGGAGCCAAUACAAUAUUGAACCUAUUAAGACUUAGGGCCCGAUGAUCUAAACUUCCAGGGAUCAGACGUGUUUUUUCUCACCAACCUUCACAGGGGCUACCCUGGUGGAAUUAUAUUUAAAAGGGGGGCUGUCCCUGCAAUUAGCAAGAUGUCUCCUAUUUAAAGUAAUGGAGCUUGAUGGAUAGGGACACUUCUUUCCAUAGAGCAAAGCUAGCAGUAAGCAGGGGGCACACUUUAAAAAGUAAAUCCUGCAGGCAAUAUACAUCACAUUACGCUGCUUUCUUCGUAUAGCAUUUGCAAUCGCCUAUAUUUCCUUAUGCACGUGUUUGUUUAUUAGGAUUAUAAGUAUUAUGAGUGUUUUGAGAAAAGCUUGUCACCUUUUACUGUGAGAUCUGAAGUGCAAAAAUACUUACAGAAUUACACCCAACGCUACGGAAUUUGGCGGCGGUAUGCAAAUAAAUGAUAAUAAUAAAAUACACUGGGAUGGAAUUAGAGAGACAAUUUCAUAUAAGCUCAUGGAUCGCCCAUGUUCAGUUAAUUUUAUGAAAAGACAACAAUUAAAAGUAUGUUGUGGUUAUAA